Messenger RNA from Hyaena hyaena (striped hyena), 3637 nucleotides. RefSeq names its product striatin 4 (gene STRN4). Lineage: Eukaryota; Metazoa; Chordata; Mammalia; Carnivora; Hyaenidae. The coding region runs from base 40 to 2322 and encodes 760 amino acids. The record is from RefSeq and is a predicted model, not a curated record. The transcript has 17 exons. Gene Ontology annotation, cellular component: dendrite. Gene Ontology annotation, molecular function: protein-containing complex binding; protein phosphatase 2A binding; armadillo repeat domain binding.
CGAGGCACAGCGGGCGCGCGGGCCGGCCCCGGGGCCUCCAUGAUGGAGGAGCGAGCGGCCGCCGCGGUCGCCGCCGCCGCCUCCUCCUGCCGCCCGCUCGGCUCCGGCGCGGGUCCCGGCCCGACGGGGGCGGCCCCUGCCUCUGCCGCUGCCCCGGGGCCCGGCCCGGCCGGUAAGGGAGGCGGCGGCGGAGGCAGCCCCGGGCCUACAGCGGGGCCCGAGCCCCUGAGCCUGCCCGGGAUCCUGCAUUUUAUCCAGCACGAGUGGGCGCGCUUCGAAGCGGAGAAGGCCCGCUGGGAGGCCGAGCGCGCCGAGUUGCAGGCUCAGGUGGCCUUCCUCCAGGGGGAAAGGAAGGGCCAGGAGAACCUCAAGACAGACCUGGUGCGCCGGAUCAAGAUGCUGGAAUAUGCGCUGAAGCAGGAGAGGGCCAAGUAUCAUAAGUUGAAGUUCGGGACCGACCUGAACCAGGGGGAGAAGAAGCCAGAACUGGCAGAACAAGUCUCCAAUGGCCCCGUGGAGUCAGUCACCCUGGAGAACAGCCCGCUGGUGUGGAAGGAGGGGCGACAGCUUCUCCGACAGUACCUGGAAGAGGUGGGCUACACGGACACCAUCCUGGAUAUGCGGUCCAAACGCGUGCGCUCCCUGCUAGGCCGCUCGUUGGAGCUCAACGGGGCCGUGGAGCCCAGUGAAGGUGGCUCUAGGGCCCCACCAGGCCCCGGGACGCUCGGCGGCGGCAAGUCGCUGCUGGUGAAGCAGAUCGAAGAGCAGAUCAAAAGGAACGCGGCGGGCAAAGACGGCAAAGAGCGCCUGAGCGGCUCGGUGCUGGAGCAGAUCCCCUUCCUGCAGAGCUGUGAGGACGAGGACAGUGAUGACGACGACGAGCUGGACAGCGUGCAGCACAAGAAACAGCGGGUGAAGCUGCCCUCCAAGGCCCUGGUGCCGGAAGUGGAGGACGAGGACGAGGAGGACGACUCCGAGGACGCCAUCAAUGAGUUCGACUUCCUGGGCUCAGGAGAGGACGGGGAGGGCGCCCCAGACCCUCGGCGGUGCGCCGGAGAGGGGGCCCGCCGCGAGCUGGAAAGCCGGCGGGUCAAACUCCAGGGAAUUUUGGCCGACCUUCGGGAUGUGGAUGGACUGCCCCCUAAAGUGACGGGUCCCCCGCCUGGCACACCCCAGCCCCGGCCACACGAAGGUUCCUUUGGCUUCUCCUCAGACGUUUUCAUCAUGGACACUAUCGGGGGCGGGGAGGUGAGCCUGGGGGACUUGGCGGAUCUCACCGUCACCAACGACAACGACCUCAGCUGUGAUCUCUCGGACAGCAAAGACGCCUUUAAGAAGACCUGGAACCCCAAAUUCACCCUGCGCUCCCACUACGACGGCGUGCGCUCCCUGGCUUUCCACCACAGCCAGUCCGCCUUGCUCACCGCCUCCGAGGACGGCACGCUCAAGCUCUGGAACCUGCAGAAAGCCGUCACGGCCAAAAAGAAUGCCGCGCUCGAUGUGGAGCCUAUCCACGCCUUCCGGGCUCACAGGGGCCCCGUGUUGGCGGUAGCUGUGGGCAGCAACAGCGAGUACUGCUACAGCGGCGGGGCCGAUGCCCGCAUCCACAGCUGGAAGAUUCCGGACCUCAACGUGGACCCCUAUGAUGGCUACGACCCGAGCGUGCUGAGCCACGUGCUAGAGGGCCACGCGGACGCCGUGUGGGGCCUGGCCUUCAGUCCCGCCUCCCAGCGCCUGGCGUCCUGCUCUGCCGACGGCACCAUUCGCAUCUGGGACCCGAGCAGCAGCAGCCCCACCUGCCUCUGUACCUUCCUCACGGCCAGCGAUCACGGGAUCCCCACCUCAGUGGCCUUCACCAGCACCGAGCCCGCCCACAUCGUGGCCUCCUUCCGCUCUGGCGACACCGUCUUGUACGACCUAGAGGCUGGCAGUGCCCUCCUCUCGCUGGAAUCCCGGGGCAGCAGCGGCCCGACGCAGAUCAACCAGGUGGUGAGCCACCCGCACCAGCCCCUCACCAUCACCGCCCACGACGACAGGGGCAUCCGCUUCCUGGACAGCCGGACAGGGAAGUCUGUGCACUCCAUGGUCGCCCACCUGGACGCGGUCACCUGCCUAGCCGUGGACCCCAACGGCGUGUUCCUGAUGUCGGGAAGCCACGACUGCUCCCUUCGCCUGUGGAGCCUGGACAACAAGACGUGCGUGCAGGAGAUCACGGCCCACCGCAAGAAGCACGAGGAGGCCAUCCACGCGGUCGCGUGCCACCCCAGCAAGGCCCUCAUUGCCAGCGCGGGCGCCGACGCCCUGGCCAAGGUCUUCGUAUGAUGCCCACCUGGCCCCCCCCCGGCCGCCACGCCGGCUGGGGACUGGGGCCGGGCAGGCGGGACUGAGGUGAGGGGCUGGGCAGGAGCAAGGCUUGGUCCGGGACGGCUUCUAGAAACCCUCUGCGUCCUCACCCCUAAACGGGACCUCAGACGCAUCCCUUUGCCUGGCACUUGAGGAGGCUGCCACGUUCCCAAGAUGGUAGCCAGGCCCCUUGUGCGAAUCAUCCAGGUAGCCCCUGGGCCUCAAGAGAGGAGGCUGAGGCCUGACCUCCUGUACCCGCGGGGUCAUGAGGGUCCAGUCUCCCUUCCCUUCUGUCUCCCUCAGGCGACGCCCAGCCUCGGUCUGGAGGCCCGGAGGCCCGGCCUCCUCCCACCUGCCUCGGAACCUGGUGGUGCUAACGGCCCUUUCCCCGGGAGGCCCUUUCCCCGGGAGGCCGUCCCCCACAGCCUCCCCUUCCCCAGGCAUCCAGCCUGGGGAGUCUCCUCCUUCAGGACUCCCCCUCCGGGACGGCCUCGGGGAAUGUCCUCUCUGCGCCCUGACACCCAGUCCUGGUAUCUGAGCUGCCUUGUUGGGUGCAGCACAGCCAGGGCCGGGUGUCCUUGGGGAUCAGCUUUUCCAAGACGCCAGAAGGUGCCAGGUUCUCUCUUUGAACCCCGAUCACGCCUCCCCCUACCCAGACCUGGGAGGUAGCUGUGCCAGGAGGAACCCCAGGCGCCCCUGCCCUGGGUAACCCCAGGAAGCCAUGGCGCCAGCUGGACCCUGGGCCGUCCUCGGUGGGGGAGCGCCCAGCCUGGGCCGCCCUAGCAGCACGCUCGGGUCCACCACCCUCUCCUCCAGUUCUCCCAGCACAGCUUUCUGGACACUACCCAGCGCCCCCAGGGCCAGUAACCUUACCUGGGGCCAGGUGAUGCCCUGGGGGAGGCACCCAGCCCUCUCCCCCUCCCACAGCACUCCUCCAAGGGCAGCCCCCCAGCCCCCACAGGGUCACCCAUGGGGAGAGAGAGCCGUCUCUCACCCCUCCCUGGGGCCUGGAGGCUGGAAGGGGGUCCCCCGGGUCCCCCACAGCUCCCUGUAUAUCUGUAUAAAUAAAUGGGAUUUUAAAGGAGCCCCGCCCCCCCUCCCCUGUCGUUAUCACUGUGUGAUAGUCUGUGUCUCCUCUCCCAGCCCUCCGCUCUCUUCCUCUAUUUAUUUCACUCUUUUUUUGGGUUCCACCCUGAGCCCUCGGGCCCCCUUCAAGGUUCCUGUUUAUAAGCCCCAUCCCCUCUGCCCUGGACUUGGAUGUGAAACUUGUCUCAAUAAACCCUUUGGAGUAAGA